GACGAUUGACAAAUGGUAUUUUUUCUGCACCUACAUGUUAUAAUUUGUUUUAUUAAAAUAUUGUGCUGAACGUGAAAUAAUUGGCGAAUGUUCCGAUUGAUCCAAUUGCAUUUACAUUAUUUGUCGGCAGGCAAUUUAUAGCAUUAGAUAUUAUUAAUUUCUAUGAACUCAAAAAGCGAAACUGACGAAGCUUCAAGGGGGAGGGAAGCAUCAUCGUCAAAUAAUAACUCAACCCCAAACAACAUUGCCGAGGAACAAUCUCAGCCAGUUUUAUGCUUGAAUCCAGUAUCUGGUAGCACUCAGGACAUCAUGAAGCGUGCAGCUAAGGAGCUGAUUGAGAGAUAUUUCUAUCAGCUACUCGAAGGCUGUGGGAAUCCAAACUGUGAUAAUGAAUAUUGUGCAUCAAGUCAGAAGGCUAAAAAGCUAACAGCCAAUGAAGCUGCUGCAGUAGCUAUAAAAUUAGCAGAGAAGAAGGAGGCUCUUCUUUGUGACAGGCAUCCAAAUAAAGUUCCUCGCACAGAUACAAAUAACUGUGAUUCAAAUUCCAGCACAUGUGAAACAUCAAAUAAAAAAGUUAAAAAAACCAGCAGUAAUCAAAAGACAGACACAUUGUCAGAGAACAAAGAGCAAGAAGACAGUCAAGAUAGUGGUCCUUUAACGGAGGAGAGAAUGCGUGAGCUAUGUGACGAGUGCCUGCAGAGUCAGUCGGCGCAGAAGUUGUUAUGGGCUCUGGGGUCAGCGUUCCGGCAGCCACAUGUACUUGCUCAAUCAUUUCGACGUCAAAUCAAUGAAAAUGAACCAAAACCUGAAAGCGAUGUUAAAAAAGAUAAAGAAUCUAAAGCAAUGUGCUCAUCAAGUGAUCCAGAUAAAGACAUAGAUAGUGUGACGGGCCCAGAGUUUGAUGCUGCCUCGUGUCACAGAGCAUUCCUGUAUCUUGCUAAAGUGCCAUCAAAACAUUACAAUUCAGUGUUAGUCUCAGCACUGGAAACAUUAGCCUUACAUCUGAAGAUAGAUUUGGAGAUCAGUAAGAAGAUUUCUAUGGAGGAUGUGGUGAAUUGCUUCGUGAUAGCUUUUGAAAUACCAGAUAUUGGUUGUAGUGAUUACCUGGAGGUUGCUCUGCCCACGUUAUGUCACGCUGUUGAAUAUUUACCUAUUAAAGCACAAGCUCGACUGGCACGUCUCUGGUCUGAGUACUGCAAGGAGAGCUUGCGUCACAUCCUGGAGGCACUGCAGCAGCUCAUCACCCUGAGGGUGGUGUCCACUAAUUAUUCCAGGAUAUAUCAAGUGCAGGAUGAUGAAUGUGUCACUAAAGCCACAAAGCUCAUGAAGAUAGUAUACUACGCGAACAUGUUGGCUGGUGAGGUGGAACAGAACCCUCAGCAGGAGGAGGCUGUGGUGAUCACCAACCAGUUGGACCCUCUUGGUGAUGCGUUGCAUGACCUGCUUCCACUCUCCUCCAUGAAGACCUCAAAACAGUCAUUACCUGAGGACCCAUUAGCGGUUGAACUGAAAAUAAACUCGUUGGAUGUGAGGAAGCCAUACUUGCCGUUCGAGGAGUUCUACAACGAGCCCCUCAGCGACAGUAUUGAAAUGGACAUUGACUUCGCCAGCUAUAAAACUGAUGUUAAUAGCGCAACAAAGUUCGCGUUCCUAAACUACCCGUUUAUAUUGACUGCGGCGACAAAGUCCCUCGGCCUGUACUACGAGAACCGUAUCCGUAUGUACUCGGAGCGGCGCGUGUCGCUGCUGCACGCGGUGGUGGGGGCCGCACCCCCCAUGCCCUUCCUGCGUCUGCGCGUGCGUCGCUCACACAUCAUUGCGGACGCGCUCGUUGAGUUGGAAAUGAUUGCGAUGGAGCGAGCGCUGGACCUGAAGAAGCAGCUGAUGGUGGAGUUCGAAGGCGAGCAGGGAGUGGACGAGGGUGGCGUCAGCAAGGAGUUCUUCCAGCUUAUCGUCGAGGAGAUAUUCAACCCCGACUACGGCAUGUUCACGCAACAACCGGAUUCUCAUACCGUCUGGUUCAACCCGACAUCAUUCGAGACUGAGGCUCAGUUCACGCUGAUCGGCAUUGUUCUGGGGCUGGCGAUAUACAACAAUAUCAUCCUGGCGGUUAACUUCCCCAUGGUGGUGUACCGCAAGCUCAUGGGCAGGAAGGGAUCCUUUGAAGACCUCGCCGACUGGAAUCCUAGUUUAUAUAACGGUUUAAAAGAUAUGUUAGAUUAUUGCGGAGAUGAUUUAGAAGAAGUGUACUAUCAGACGUUUAGGAUAUGCUACAAAGAUGUAUUCGGCAACAACUUAUUCCACGAUCUCAAAGAUGAAGGAGACAGCUUGUUUGUUACGCAAGCUAAUAAAAGGGAGUUUGUAGAUCUGUACGCGGACUUCUUACUGAACAAGUCAGUGGAGACGCAGUUCCGUGCAUUCCGGCGCGGCUUCGUCAUGGUGACGGAUGAGAGCCCGCUCAGUGCACUCUUCAGACCUGAGGAGAUCGAGACCCUCGUCUGCGGAAGCAAGAAUUUCGAUUUCAACGAGUUGGAAAAGUCAACGGAGUACGAUGGCGGGUACACGGCUGAGUCGCGUAUAAUAAAAGAUUUCUGGUGCAUCGUUCACAACCUGUGCAUCGUGGAGAAGCGCAAGCUGCUGCAGUUCACGACGGGCUCGGACCGUGUACCUGUAGGAGGUCUCAGCUAUCUCAAGCUGGUCAUAGCUCGCAACGGUCCUGACUCCGACCGUCUGCCAACUGCACACACCUGCUUCAAUGUGCUGCUGCUGCCGGAGUAUGAAUCCAGAGAUAAGCUCCGUGAUCGUCUCAUGAAGGCCAUCUCAUACUCCAAAGGCUUUGGAAUGCUCUAGAUGCCAUCCAUCCAUCACAUACAACCCACCCGGUACACACACAGUGGAAGCGAUAGCUUUAAAGGUCAUCAUACAUUAGAUAAACUCUACGCUGACUUUAAUUAUUGAGAGUCGAUUGGAUCUAGUCUGGGUCGAGUUUGUCAAAUGUGCGAGGACCUUUAUGUCCUACUCAUAGAUGGCUCUGUAACGUGAAUAAAUGUUUGUUGUAUUUAUACGAA
This is a messenger RNA of Papilio machaon (common yellow swallowtail), 3068 nucleotides long. RefSeq names its product ubiquitin-protein ligase E3A (gene Ube3a). The record is from RefSeq and is a predicted model, not a curated record. Bases 163 to 2850 code for a protein of 895 amino acids. NCBI's taxonomy places the organism in Eukaryota, Metazoa, Arthropoda, Insecta, Lepidoptera, Papilionidae. Gene Ontology annotation, biological process: protein polyubiquitination. Gene Ontology annotation, molecular function: ubiquitin protein ligase activity. The transcript is spliced from 16 exons.